AUGAAUAUAUUUGUUUUAACUCUAUUAGCCUUCUAUUUUAAGAUAGGCUAAGAAAUAACAAUAGAGAGUAAUUCAAAAGCUACAAAAAUUGAUAAUUGUCUUCAAUCUGAGAAUGGUAAUUGCCAACGUUGCGAAUAGACAUAUUUUUUAUUCCCAUUGCCGUAAGAUCACAGCGAUUUGGAAUUAAAAGCAGGAACAAUUAUAUGUGUAGAAUGGUAAGAUAUAUUGAAAAUACAAUAGUCCAUAUUAAAAAUUCAAUGAAGCCAAUAAUUACUAUUGUGGAGAUUGUUUAGAUAAUAGUUAAUCAUGGUAUAUAUGAUAAGUAUGUUAGGGAUAAAUCUAGACUUUGCACUUAUGACUAUAAGACAAAAUCAACAGGCACAUUAUCUGUAUUUCACAAAAUAGAUAGACAUACUAAGCAAUUAUUUUAUGUUACAAAGAGUGGUUUAACAAGUGUAUAUUUAAUAAGAUUUUUAUUUAGUUUACUACACAAGGAUGUGAUGGAUGUGAACACUUUUGUAAAUCUUAAAAUUCAACAUGUUUUCAAGUUUAAAAAUAAUAUUCUUAUGAUUUGAAUAAUAUGUACAUAAGUUGUGCAGAAGGAUAUGAAUAUAGUGAUGUAGUUGGAGGAUGUGAUCCUUGUCCUGAUAAUUGCAAGUCUUGUUAAAUAAAUACAUAUAUCAAAACAGAUGAUUCAGGUAAGACUGUAAUGGAAAUUACAAAGAAUUGUUUAAUUUGUAAUUAAGGAUUUAGUAUUCUAACGACUAGAACAGCAUAAAAUAAAAAUGAAACUAUUAGUUAAUGCAUAGCAUGCUUUGCAGGUUGUGAAACAUGUUAUUUUGGAAAAAAUAUAAUAAAUUUAAAUGAAAAACCAUGGGAUACUUAUAAUAAUCAUGCUUUGCUUACUACCAAUAAUUUUAAAGCAAAUGAAACUAAAUUUUAUGAAGAUUUAUUUAAAUUGUCUUAAAUAGCAUAAAGAUGUGAAUACUGUACAAGUACAGCUUAGAGUACUUUUGUUCCAUCUUUGAAUAGAAGAUCUUGUGUUAAAUGUGGUACUAAUUGCAAAAGAUGUGAGUACACAUCUGAAAUAGAAUUGUAUUUUAUAUUUUAUUUUAUAUUAUAGUCCUACUAGAGAUAAAGCUAUGGUUGUUGAACCUGAGAGUACAGAACCAACAACAGCAGAUAUUGAUACAGUUGAAUCUAAAUAUUUAUUGAGAUGUAGAGAAUGUGAAAAAUAUACAUAAACAAUUUAAGCUAUUGGAACUGGGUGUGUAGAUUGCUCAGUUGCAAAUUGCAAAUUAUGUGCUAAAUUUGAUCCAAGUAGUGGAAAUGAUAUUUCUACUAUCAGUCCUAAUUUUAAACCUUUAUUAGAUGAGAGUAUUUAUAACCAGAAUAAUAAUAGAUAAAUCUGUGGAAAAAUGCCUGUUAUGUGAAGACGGUUACUUUUUGUCUGAUGAUAAUUAAUCAUGUACAAUAUUUGACUCAGUUAAUAAGCCUGGUGUUGGUUGUUUGACUUAUCAAAAAUUAGCAUAAUAAAAGUGUUUAUAAUGUAAUACUGGAUAUACACUUUAUAAAAAUGAAUAAGAAAUAUGGGAAUGUAAAAUGGAUUGUUCAGAAUUAAUGAAUGAUUAUUUAUGUAUUUCUUGUCUCAUAAAUGGAAGUGAAAAACGUUGUUAAAGAUGUUUAGAUGGUUUCUUUGUUGAUAUGAAAACAGGUAAAUGUAAAAAAUGUUCAGAAAAUGGAUAUUGUAAGAGUUGUUAUACAAUUUCCUUAGUUUCUGUUCAUCAUUCAGAAUAUUUUGAUUAUUUUUUUGAUGGAGAUGAAGAUAUUUAUGGUCCUUAUUGUAUUGAAUGCAAUCCUGGAGAUCUUGAAAAGGGACCAUUUAAAAAUGAAGAUCUUAGAUAUUGUGAAAAGGGAGGAAAAAAUUGUGCUAUAUUCUAAGCCAUAGGAUCAUAAGGCUAUUGUGAUUAAUGUGAUAUUGGUUUAGUUGGAAAUUCACGUAGUUCAUCUCCUGAUGGUAGUGAUUGCAUUGAAUGUCCAGAAUACACUAUAGGUUGUAGAGAGAGAGCAGAAUAAGAAAAAAACCUUAUUAAUCCAUUUUUUGAUCCUACUAAUGAAAAAUAUAAAAAAUAUACAAGAAUAUCAUUCAUAUGUGAAAAUAAUGCUUAUUAUAAUAGUCAAAUUGCUAGAUGUAUCCAUAAAGAUGAUUGUCCAGAUAAUAAUUGUGAUUUAUCUGAUGAAAUCACAAUUAAAGCUGAUUGUGAUUAAAUGUUUAAAUUAGAUAAGACAUUAUGGAAAAUUAACUCAUAAUUCAAUGAUAUUACAUCUAAAAAUGCCACAUUAAUUUUGGAAGAUAAUAUAAAUCUAUCAGAUACUGAAAAACAAGCACUCUUUGAUGAGUGGAAUAAAAAGGCUAUAAAAAAAAUAACUAUUAUAUUGGAUUUCUAAUAUUAAUCUGGAGAUAAUUCGAAAUGUGUAUUCCAAAAAGAUACAUAUUUUACUUCAAAUAUUAAAAGAAAUGUUUACUCUGUUUAAGAAUUAGAACUUAAAAUUAAAACCAAUUCUCCAUAACCAAAUGAAAGAAUUAAAUGGUUUAUUUAUAAAACAAUCUAUUUUACAUAUUUUACAUCAGUCUCUUUAAAUGGAAUAGAAUUAUAUCCAGCAUCUGAUAGAGGUAAUUUAUUCCUAAAUAUCCCUAAAUAUGAAUCACCUUUUGGAUUUGAAUUUCUCAACAACACUGGAUCUAAAUUUUAUCUAGAAAAUGUAAAAAUUGGAAAUGUGGCUGCUGAAGAUCAUUAUAAUGAUAAAUCUACUUAUACUACACCUUAAAGUAAUUAGUCAGUUUUACUUAAGAAGUAAAAGCCAUUCUUUACAUUACUUUUAAAUACAUACGAAAUUUAUUUAAAAAAUGUUGUUAUUCAUUCUUAAAAUUAUCUACUAAAUUAAGAGAUUUCAUUUUAACCUAAACCAUUUGGAUUAGUAUAUGAUUAAAAUAUAAUAUUACCUUAUUUAAAAAUUAAAUUAGAAAAUGUUUAAUUUUAUGAUAUUGCUAUUGAAAGUCAAGCAAUUUUUGAAUUAUAAUCAGUUAUUUUUUUAACUCCCCCCUUAUGGAAUAACAAAAUUUUAAUUAAUUAGGUUUAAUUUAUAGAUUGUUAUUUUAGUAAUGAUGGUGGCUUUCUUAGUACUAAUAUUUUUAAUUAACCAAUGGGUAUUAUUAACAUUAAUUCAUUAAUAAUGAGAAAUAUUGAAUACAAUAAUUCACGAGGAAUUAUAGAUUUCUCUACAAUGCAAUAGAUUAAAGUUAAUAAUUUUUAGAUGUAUAAUUCUUAAGUUAAUUCUACUGCUUUAUUUCAUGUAACUACUCUUGAAUUAAGUAGUGUCUAUUUAUACUCUACUUCAUUCACUUAUAAGGGUAGAUUGAUGUAAACUAAAUAUGAAUUAAAAACGAUUAGGUUAAAUGAUCAUGAAUUAUCAGGAUUAAAGUUACAAUUUUUUAAUUUAGAAUUCGAUUAAGUUAUUUGUUUAACUCCUGCAUGUUUAAUACUAAUUAGUGAAAUCUAAAAUGAUUAUGAUAUUCCUAUAAAUAUUACAAUGAAAGGAUUAAUUAUUAAAUAAAUUAAUACUACUUAAUUUGAUCAAACAAUCUUAGAAGCAGCAACAAGUGCUUCAAUAAGAGUUGAAAAGAGUAAUAUAUUAUUAGUAUCAGAUUUUUAAAGUAUUGAAAAUGCAGAUUUAACAAUCUUUUAUGUAGAAUAAGUUUGGACUACUAAAUUUAUCAAUCUUAAUUGUUAUUAAAAAGAAGAUAUAAUAAUUAGAAACAAUUAUUGUCUUUUUAUUAAUAAUCCUUAUAAAGGAGUAGAAAUACUCAAUGCUAAAUUACUUAAUUUGAUUGGAAGGGAUAAUUCUUUUAUUGGAAUAUCUUCUUGGAGCAAUCUAAUUUAUAAUACUUCUACUGCUGAUUAUUUGGAAACUAUCAUUUUUAAUGGAGUAAAUGUUGCUUAAUGUACUAUUGUUACAACAGUUCUAGCAGUUCCUUCAUCCGCUAUUUUGAUAGAUUCUACUCAAAUGUAAAUUGUAAAAAUUAGUUUUAUGAAUUUCUAAAACAAUCAUCAUUUAAUGGAAAUUGAUGGAUCAUUAAGACCAAGCAAUCCAACAUUUUUAAUGAGAAGUUUAGUUGGAACAUUGAUUUUAUCAAAUAGUAUUUGGAGAUCUAAUUUUGUAUAAGGUUUCGGAGCAGUCCUUUAUUUAGAAGUAGGAACACAGAUCAUCUCAAAUAUCUCAAUGAUGAAUAGUAAUUUUGAUUUUUAAACAAAAACUAAAAUUCCUCUUAUAAAUGAAAUAACAGAGGGGGGACAUCUAUAUAUAUCUGCAUUCAAUCUAAAUAUGUACAAUUGUAAUUUUACUAAUUCCACUUCUAGAUUGGGUGGAGCAUUAUUUUUAAGAACUUUGAAGGAAGGAAUAGUUAUUUUAAAAAAUAUUAGAAUUCGAUAUGCUUAUACUCCUUUAAAUGGAGCAGUAUCAUCAAGGGGAGGAUGUUUAUAUAUUGAUUCAAUGGCAUCUUAAUUAGAUAUGGAGAUAUUGGGUUCAUAAUUUUAUGAUUGUUUUACUAGAGGAGAAGGAGGUGGAAUCUUUUUAAUGAGUUAUGAUAAAUAGUAAUAAUUAAAGAUUUAAAAUUCUGAACUUAAAAAUUGUUAUGCAUUAAGUGGGUUGGCCAUUAAAACUCUAUUUUAUUCUAGAACCUAAAAAUUAUAAAAAAUGAUACUUCAAGACGUAAAGGUAUCAGGGAAUUAAUCAAAUUCUUUAGAAUACUUAGUAUAAUUAGGAACUUAGUAAUAAAUUGAAAAAUUUUUAUUCAUUAAGAGAUUCGCUGCUGUUGAAUAAGAUUAUGGUUAAAUUGAAAUCUUUAAUUGUUAAUCAGAAGGUCUAUUUUAUUAUGGAUUUCUUUCUAUAUGGCAAGCAAAUUAUAUAAAUUUAAAUAAUAUAUAAUCUUAGCAUAGUAUAUUAUCUUAUAGACCUUAUAUUGAAAUAUUAGAACCAUAACUGAAUCCAUUAAAAGUUGAUUCACUAUAAUUUAGAAAUAUAUCAUCAAUUUCAAUAAAUAAUUUGGAUUGUACUUUAGUUUCUAUUAAUGGAUUGUGUAGAAUACUUUAAGUAAGAUUAGAAUUUCCAGAUUUUAAAAUCAAUCCCGCUUUGUUGUUGUUUGAUUUAAUUCAAGAGAGUACACCUUUAAAAUUAUUAAAUAUUGCAAUCAAUAAAGUAAUCUGUAAUGAAUGCCAUGGUGGAUUAGUUUAAAUUAUGAGAGUUUCAAAUAUAAAGUUAAUCCCUUUGGUUGAAAUAAUUAAUUGUCGGUGUUCUAGCUCAGAAUCAUCCUAUUAUGGAUGUUUUAGUGUUUCAAGUGACUAGUACUUUAGAGAAUAGAUGGAAAUUGACCAUUUGAUUGGCACAACUCUAGAAUCUAAUUUAACAGACAAAAAAAUUAUUUAAUAUACUAAUUUCAGUCAAACUUAUAGGAGAAUUCUACAAUCUGAAACAACUAAUCAGACGUAAAAUUAUGAUAAUUUUACUUAUAUUAUACCAAAUCCGCCAUAUUUAUCAAAUGUAAUAGUACAAUAAUUAAAUAUAUUUGAUGUCAAAGCUGUUCAUGGUGGAGGUAUUUCAUUUUAUGGAUUAACUGUUAAUGCAACUAAGACUUAUUGUUCAACUAUGUUUGUUACUGGAAGAGGAGGAUGCAUUUAUUUUGAAUCAUAUCCUAAAGAUGAAGGUAAAAUUUAACAUCGUAUAAAUAUUGCUGAUAGUUCUUUUUAUAGAAAUAAUGCUAGUAUUGGAGGAGCAAUUGCUGUAGUAGAAAGUGGAAUCAAUAAUUUUGAACUUACUAGUAACACUUUUAUACAAACAUUUGCUAAAUUAUUUGGUAAUGAAGUAUCUUAAUAUCCUACUUAAAUUGGAAUAAAAAUAAAUAAACAACUAUAAAAAUAAAGCAAUAUUGAUCCUCGAACAGGAUGGUUAAAUUUACCUAUUAAUAUAAGGAGUGGUUAAAAAAUAUCUUAAUUUGAAAAUUAAACUGUUGUAGUUGUGUUUCUUGAUAAAAAUAAUCGAGUCAUGGAUUAUUAGUACGAUUAAAAAUGUAGUUUAUCAGCUAAUUAUGAUAAAACCUAAGGAAAUAUAUCUUAGCCUUUCUCUUCAGAGGAUAGUAAUAGAGAUUUCAUUCUUGAUAAAACUUAAGGAUUCAAUUAUUCAAAUCAAAUUAUUAAUUAUGAUCCUUAUAGUAAUCAUACUUUAGAUAUAGUUUUUAAUAGUAGUCAUAUUAAUAUCCCUAUCUAUCAUAAUUAAUAUCCUUAUUAAAUUAUUGGUUUUGAAACUAGAUAUUAGUUAUAAGUUAGAAUCAGAUCAGUAGAAUGUUAAAUAGGAGAAAAAUAUUCUAUUUAAUAUGGAACAUGCACUCCUUGUGAAAUUGGUUAUUAUUCAUUGAUUUAUAAAGAUGAAAAUUGUAAAAGAAUUGAUUAUAAAAAAAUGAAUUAAACUUAUAUGAAUAAAAUUAUGGUUUAAUAAUAUUUUUGGAGACCAAAUUAUGAAAGUGAUGUAAUUGAAGAGUGUAAAAAUAAAAAAGAUAAUUGCAUAUAAGGAUUUAAAGUUGGAAAUGAUCUUUGUUAAUUUGGAUUAAUUGGUGCCCUUUGUGAAGAAUGUGAUAUUUAUGCUGUUCAUUGGGGAGAAUCUUUUUAUAAUUCUGCUAAAUUUGAAUGCCAACGUUGCUAAGAAAGAACAAACAAUAAAUUUAUCAUAUUCAUUAUCUGUCUCAUUAUAAUCUUAGGCUCUUUAUGGUCAGUAUAUAGUCACGAAAAAAGCAUUACAAUAGAUAUUUAUAAAAAGUUUUUUACAGCAAUAAAAUUGUAGGUUCCAAUACCCCCCUCGGAUGAAACUACUACAUUAAAAAAAAUGGUUCUGAAUUACAUAUAAUUGAUUUCACUAGCAUAAGGAUUUAUGGUGAUACUGCCUUAAGAAAUUAUAGAUAUAAUUUCUAUAUUUAGUAUGCCAGCUCAAUCUUUGGGAAAUUCUUUGGAUUGUUUAUUAGCCAAUGAAGCAAAUAAUAUAGAUAUUAUUUAUCUCAGAUUAAUUUGGUCUAUGACUUUAAUAUUGAUUUGUAUUAUUGUAACAAUUUUUCUGCUUUACGCAUUGAGGUGUACUAAAUAGCUAAUGGGUUAUAAUAUUCCGACUAUGUUUAUUUAUAUGCUUAUAUUGUUAUAACCUACAUUCUUGAUAGAAUUUGCAAAUCUUAUAAUUAAGAGAGAUAUUGCAGAUGAUACUUACAUUUAAGCCAAUGUAUCCUAUAAAUAUUAUACAAACAAUCACUCAAUUUGGUUGAAAUGGUUUGCUUAUCCAGGUUUUAUCAUAAUCUUUUUUUUACCCCUCUUCUUCUUAUUACUAUUAAUAGUAGCUGAUUAUUAUGAAAGAUCUCGUAAAAAUAAAUUUUAAAGAUUAUGGGGAUAUCUCUAUCAUGAAUAUAUCAAACUUAAUAAUAAAGUAAUAUUUUAUUGGGAGUUUAUUAGAAUUUAUACAAGAGCUAUCAUAUGUUUUCUUUAUUGCAUCUUUGCUCAAGAUAUCACAUAUAUGGUAAAAUAUUAUCUAUCGCAUCUAGGUUGCUAUUUCUUCAAUUAUCCUUUUCUUUUAUCUGGCUUUAUCCAAAAAAGUAAAGCCUUAUCAUAAUAGAAAGCUUAAUUAAAUUAAUUACUCAUCAUCUGCUAUCCUUUUAAUUAUUUAUUUUAGCUCAACAGUUGCUUAUUUAAGCUCUUAAAAUGAAAAUAUUGAAUAAUAAAAGAUUGGAUUAAGUAUAUUUAUUUUUUUGACGAUUAUUUUUUUCUUACUUAUCAUCAGAUAUAUUCUUUUAAGAUAUUCUAUAAUUUUUGCUUAGACUAAAGCUAAAAUUAUAAAAUCUUUUCCUGCUCUAAUUAGUGUGAGAAAUUGUUGUUCGUGUGCUUGUUGUGACUGUUAAUUUGAUUGUGUAACAUAAAUAUUGUAGGAAGAAAAAGUAAUUAAAGAAAGAACUUAAGAACUUUGGUAAAUAAUGAUAAAAGCCACAAGAGAGGGCAUUUAGGAAUGGAAUCUGGAUAGAAGUCUCAAAUUCAAAAUUAAAAAAUGGGAUCAAGCCUCUCUAAUUCCAUAGGAUGAAGGUAUAAAUUUUAACUAAUGA
Molecule: messenger RNA, 8185 nt
Organism: Paramecium primaurelia
Lineage: Eukaryota; Ciliophora; Oligohymenophorea; Peniculida; Parameciidae
Source: the annotation of a GenBank genome assembly